Messenger RNA from Daucus carota subsp. sativus, 1700 nucleotides. Its product is annotated as S-adenosylmethionine synthase 5. Bases 276 to 1451 code for a protein of 391 amino acids. Gene Ontology annotation, cellular component: cytosol. The transcript is spliced from 2 exons. NCBI's taxonomy places the organism in Eukaryota, Viridiplantae, Streptophyta, Magnoliopsida, Apiales, Apiaceae. The record is from RefSeq and is a predicted model, not a curated record. Gene Ontology annotation, biological process: S-adenosylmethionine biosynthetic process. Gene Ontology annotation, molecular function: methionine adenosyltransferase activity; ATP binding.
GGCUACACCCGGUAAAAAAAACCGCGUCGGUGCUCAACGGCCCAGCUCCUAAAUCAGCCUAACACAACUCAUCCUGACCGUCGAUCCAGAUCCCAUCAGAAAACAGCGGGCCCCACAUCUAGCACAAAUCACGAGACGAGAAGUGUGGUGUCUCGACCUAUAUAAACACCACCUCCUCCACCAUUCAUCCUCGCCAUUCUCAUACCUUUGCUUUAGAGGAGAGUCUGCUUAUUACUCACCCAAACAAGCCCUUACUCUCUCUCCUCUCUCAAGAAAUGGAGACCUUUUUGUUUACUUCUGAGUCUGUUAACGAGGGACAUCCCGACAAGCUUUGCGAUCAGAUCUCCGAUGCGGUGCUUGAUGCCUGCUUGUUGCAGGAUCCUGAGAGCAAGGUGGCUUGUGAAACUUGCACCAAGACCAACAUGGUCAUGGUUUUCGGAGAGAUCACCACCAAGGCUACUGUUGAUUACGAGAAGAUUGUUCGUGAUACCUGCCGUGAGAUUGGGUUUGUGUCUGAUGAUGUUGGUUUGGAUGCUGACAAUUGCAAGGUUCUUGUGAAUAUUGAGCAGCAGAGUCCUGAUAUUGCUCAGGGUGUCCAUGGUCAUUUGACCAAGAGGCCAGAGGAGGUUGGUGCUGGUGAUCAGGGUCAUAUGUUUGGGUAUGCUACUGAUGAGACCCCGGAGUUGAUGCCACUUAGCCAUGUUCUUGCAACCAAGCUUGGUGCUCGCCUGACUGAAGUCCGUAAGAAUGGUACCUGCGCAUGGUUGAGGCCUGAUGGAAAGACCCAGGUUACUGUGGAAUACCACAAUGACAAUGGUGCCAUGGUCCCGAUCCGUGUCCACACCAUCCUCAUCUCCACUCAGCAUGAUGAGACUGUCACUAAUGAUGAGAUCGCAGCUGAUCUUAAGGAGCACGUCAUUAAGCCUGUUGUACCUGCUAAGUACUUGGAUGAGAAGACCAUCUUCCACUUGAACCCUUCUGGCCGUUUUGUCAUUGGUGGACCUCAUGGUGAUGCUGGUCUAACAGGCCGAAAGAUCAUCAUUGACACUUAUGGUGGGUGGGGUGCCCAUGGUGGUGGUGCUUUCUCCGGCAAGGACCCAACCAAGGUUGACCGCAGUGGUGCCUACAUUGUCAGGCAAGCAGCCAAGAGCAUUGUGGCCAGUGGACUUGCACGUAGGUGCAUUGUUCAGGUUUCAUAUGCUAUUGGUGUUCCCGAGCCUUUGUCUGUUUUCGUAGACUCAUAUGGAACUGGAAAGAUCCCCGACAGAGAGAUUCUGCAGAUUGUGAAGGAGACCUUCGACUUCAGACCCGGAAUGAUCUCUAUCAACCUUGACCUCAAGAGAGGGGGCAACGGCAGGUUCUUGAAGACCGCUGCCUAUGGCCACUUCGGAAGAGACGACGCUGACUUCACCUGGGAAGUUGUGAAGCCUCUCAAAUGGGAGAAAGCUUAAGCUGUUGAUCAGUACUUCACCCUGGUCUUUUUGGUAUUGCCUGCCCUCUGCCUUUGAUUCAUUGUUAUGCCUAUUGGCUCAUGUGUUAUUUAAUUAAUAAGUAAUAUUUUGUUUUUCUAUAUGAACCAAAAGAAUUGUAUUUUACUUUUCUAGAGUUAGCAAGUUGAAUUACAUGGUGUAAGCUGAUAAGUAAUUAUCCCUCUCCUUGUUUUGCUGAUGAAAUGAUACUAUAAUUUUAAGUUAACAGAA